Molecule: messenger RNA, 2928 nt
Organism: Suillus subaureus
Lineage: Eukaryota; Fungi; Basidiomycota; Agaricomycetes; Boletales; Suillaceae
Exons: 2
Coding region: 1-2928 (975 amino acids)
Biological process (GO): ubiquitin-dependent endocytosis
Cellular component (GO): cytoplasm; cytosol; plasma membrane
Molecular function (GO): ubiquitin protein ligase binding; protein-macromolecule adaptor activity
Source: RefSeq, a predicted model, not a curated record
AUGGCAUUCAGUAUAACACGCCCGUCCUCUCCUCAACUCCCUACUUCUACACCCGUAGAUGACCAUCUUAGCACAGCUCUUCACGCAGCUCUCAGUCGCGUACGUGACGACAUGGUCCACCAAGACAGAUCACAUCACCCACUACCUGACAAGUCUCGCAUAGACAUAGUUCUAGACUCUGAUGUCCUUGCACUAAAAGGCGCAACGGCAGACACAGAACCUGCCUUGCUUUCUGGACAUGUAGUCCUCACACUCUCCGAAGCGACAUCCAUCAAAGAAAUAAAUCUCCAAUUUCGUGGCAAAACCCGCAUGCCGCCUCCCCUUCACGAACCAAUUUCCCUUAACCCAUCUGGACAGACAUACAGCCUUUGCACAUAUGAUUGGUCCUUCCUUGAAGGCGAGAAACGCCACUCUCAUACCCUCAAAGCAGGCAAACACCUUUUCCCAUUCUCGCUCGCCCUCGGCGGCACACUCCCCUCCUCAAUGUACCUCCCCUCCACUACCUCCGCAUCAUUCAUCUCCUAUAAACUUCGUGCAACCGCCGUCCGUCCUGGCCUCGCGCACAACCUCCACGCAUCACACCCCGUUGCCCUAAUACGGAGCUUCGCAGCAGACUCGCUCGAGUAUCAACAGACACUUGAAAUCGAGAACACAUGGCCUGACAAACUCAUGUAUACUCUCGUCCUCCCUCAUCGUGCUUGGGCUGCCGGCGAUACUCUCACUGCCCUCUGCAAAUUUGUCCCCCUCGCCAAAGGUGUCCGCGUCAUCAGCGUCCUCACCAACCUUAACGAGACCGUGAAGAUUUCUUCAAGGGGGAGCGAAUGCACCAGGGCCGCUGUGACUACAAAACACGAGGUCAUCAAUGGCAAACUCAAGCUCGUCAGCGAAAGUUGGUAUGGCAUCAGGCAGCCCCUCGGCCCAGGUGCCACAUUGCAUCCCCUUGGCGCUACCGGUGUCAGUGUACCUGCAUCCCCUGCUCAAGAGGAUAGACCGCCAAGUUUAAAUCUACCUGAUAUAUCCCUCCAUCAAGUCCCCAGUAUCCCAUCCUCGUCCUCUUCCUAUUCCCACUCUCAGCCAACCGCAACCUCCUCCUCUGCCCCUUCACAUGAUCUCCAUCUCUCCCACGACGAACCUCCAGACCCCGCUCCAGACGAAUUCACCUUGACAGACCUAAUUUCCCCCCUCUCUCUCACCCUCCCACCAACUCUCCCCCCGUCUCAUUCCCUCGACCCAAUCCACAUCUCACACCGAAUCCGCUGGUCCAUCCUUAUGUUAAACCUCGACGGGCAUACUUCUGAACUCCGCUGCACCCUUCCCCUAACCAUACUCGAUGGGCAUCUCCUCGCAGAAGCUCGCGCCGGUGGGCGUUGGGUCCGCCGUGUCGUCUUGGGCGAUUACGUACAAGGUGAAGGCGAGGGCGCUGGCAGAGGCAUUUUCGGAGAAGGAGAAGAUAACGAGGAGGAAGGUGAGACGCUCCCCAGUUACACCGCUCACGUCAGGGACCGUGUCGCCAAUGCCUUCCUACCCGCUGGAUCCACCAUGCGCGUCGUCAACCCCUACGUGUCUACAGCACCACACAUCUCCCCAACACCAGGAAGUGCCACCAGCGUAUCCUUCCCGCUGCGUUCGGGAACAAGUUCGCCACCACACCCACAUACGCAUGCACAUGCACACACACUCCCACACAGCAUACUCGAUUGGGUCAAUUCUGAACUUUUACAUCAUCCACGAUCGCCGCACUCGAAUUCUGAUCCUACAAGCCAAGUCCAAAGCCGGCUUGUUUCGCGCGCCCCUAGUCCUGAACGGCGUGUGUGGGGAGCAAUGGGGCCGCCUGUAGCUAUCUCUGCCCCGGAUUCACACAGAUCUGCCCAGGCUGCAGUACCUGGUUCAGAGACGCACAGACCUCUGGCAGUAUCAGACCCUGAAACCUAUACCCAUUCCCCGCCUGCAUCCCGUACGCGAGGCACGUUGCUCACAAUCACGAUGAAGUCACUUCCUUCUGGGUGGCUUAGUGGGGGCUCGAGGACUGGGAGUCAUUCGAAUCUUAUGGGGAUGACAAGCGUCAGUGGGUCGUAUGGGGUGUCUGGACAUGGGGGCGUAUCUGUCCCUGCUGGAUCUGGUGGAGGUGGAGGAGCCCAUCCCCACUCGCGAUCAUUCGGGAACUUGGUAUCGCCACUUCAACCGCUCGAAUACCCGCCAGGAUUGGCCUCGAAUACGGGAGAACAUUCACGUCCGCGCGCUGCAUUCAGUGUCGGUGGAAGUGGAGUACAUACGCCUUACUUCAGCGGCGCGCAUUCUUCGCCGCAUAGCCCUCGUACACCUCCUACCGAGAUUGCGGAGAGCGCGAUUUGGGGGAGGGGGUUUACGGAAGUGAAUUCGAGCGGUGGUGGUGGGGCGCGUGAAGAGGAGUUGGAUGGGGUCGAUGGGGUCGAAACGAGUGUGCGAGGGGUUCAAGACGGGAAUCCAAGUGGUGUUCUAGAUGGCGAAAACGUUCACGCGAAUGCAGCACCCGACUAUCGCGUAUCAUUUCAGGGAUGUGUCCCCCCACUGUCGAGUUUAGCGGGUUUGCCGAGUUAUGAGGAGGCUGCUGGAUCUGGGUCUGGAGUGCGGCAGGAGAGGCAACGGCCUGGUCAACUUGAUGGGUUUGGAUCUGGGUUACGUUUGAGUUUCGAUGGAAGACAGGGGAGUGCGCUGGAGGGGAGACGUUCUCCUCGCGAUGGGCGACAUCAUAUCUUGCAAGACGGGUCUCAUCAUAUCUUCCAUGAUGAGCCACUUUCUAUCUUGCAUGACGGGCGACAUUCUAGCACGCACGACGGUCUCCAUUCAAGUCAACACGAUAGGCCUCCUAGCCCACAUGAAGCGCGGGAUGGAAUGCGGUUGAGGGUCCCGAUUCCUCGGUGGAGGAGGGUGAGCGGUGAGGGGUUGUAA